AUGGUUAAAAUUCUCUUUAAAGUUGGUUUGGAACGAAGUUUUCAAGCUUCCAACUUGAGCCUGCCUCAAGCAGCCUAUGUCCGUCCCAUACCCGAGAUCAGUUACCCUGCAAAUUUGGGUAAGACUGUUCCCAUGCGUGUGGUCUCCAGCUUUGAACAGACACCCAAUCAAGCAGACAGACAGAGAUACAAGCAGACAGACAGAGAAACAAACAGACAAUCAAGCAGGCAGACAGAGAAACAAGCAGACAGACAGAGAAACAAGCAGACAAUCAAGCAGGCAGACAGAUACUCAGACAAUCAAGCAGGCAGACAGAGAUACUCAGACAAUCAAGCAGGCAGACAGAGACACUCAGACAAUCAAGCAGGCAGACAGAGACACUCAGACAAUCAAGCAGGCAGACAGAGACACAAGCAGACAAUCAAGCAGACAGACAGAGAAACAAGCAGACAGACAGAGAUACAAGCAGACAAUCAAGCAGGCAGACAGAGAUACAAGCAGACAAUCAAGCAGGCAGACAGAGAAACAAGCAGACAGACAGAGAUACAAGCAGACAAUCAAGCAGGCAGACAGAGAAACAAGCAGACAGACAGAGAUACAAGCAGACAAUCAAGCAGGCAGACAGAGAUACAAGCAGACAAUCAAGCAGGCAGACAGAGAAAAAAGCAGACAGACAGAAAAAUAAGCUGA
Molecule: messenger RNA, 690 nt
Organism: Procambarus clarkii (red swamp crayfish)
Lineage: Eukaryota; Metazoa; Arthropoda; Malacostraca; Decapoda; Cambaridae
Source: RefSeq, a predicted model, not a curated record